Messenger RNA from Vitis riparia (riverbank grape), 1366 nucleotides. RefSeq names its product senescence-associated carboxylesterase 101-like. The record is from RefSeq and is a predicted model, not a curated record. Gene Ontology annotation, biological process: defense response. The transcript has 2 exons. NCBI's taxonomy places the organism in Eukaryota, Viridiplantae, Streptophyta, Magnoliopsida, Vitales, Vitaceae. Bases 336 to 1073 code for a protein of 245 amino acids. Gene Ontology annotation, molecular function: carboxylic ester hydrolase activity.
GGAAUUCUUUCUUCCUGCAUGUAGUGUCUAACCAAGACCCAGUCCCCGGACUCUUCCUCCCAUCCGGCGGAUCUCCGCCCACAUCCUCCCAUUCACAAACUACCGGUUACAAGCCCUUUGGGACAUAUCUCUUGUGCUCUGAACUUGGUUGUGCUUGUUUUGACAACCCUGAUUUAAUUUUGGGAUUGCUUGAAGUCAUAUCAUCAGAGGUUGCCGGAGGAUUGCAGGAUGUUGAUUAUGGGAAGAUUUUAAGAAACCUCAAGGAGAGGGCAAUCUGCAAGGGACUGCCGCAGGUGGGUGAACGGUUUGCAGAUCCAUUUUCAGCUGGGAUCAUCAUGGAACUUGAGACAAUUGGAUUUAAUCAAACAAAGCUGCUGCAGCAUAACAUUGAUAUCAACGCUAUGAUAAGAACAAUGGAACAGGAAACCAGAAUCCUAAUCCUGAAAAAUAAAGCUUCCGAUGCCAAGAAACUGAAUGACAUAAAAAGAGACAUGGCCCAGCUAGAAUGGUAUAAGAAGAAAUCGGAAAUGGGUUACUACGAUUGCUUCAAAAACCAGGGGUCUAAAAGGGACAUCAACGUUGAACAGUUUAGGGGAAACCUCACAAUGUACUGGCAAGACAUGGUUGCACAAGUACAGAGGAAGCCCCAGAAGGAAGGAGCAACAUUGCGAACCCGUUGGCUCCAUUCAGGGACAGUUUAUAGGAGAAUGGUUGAACCACUGGACAUUGCUGCCUUCUAUAGAGAGGGUGGAACAGACUACAUAAACAGUGGAAGAUCUCCUCAUUAUAAGCUGUUGCAGCAAUGGUAUGAGGAAGAUGCGAAAUCCCGCUCUAGAGAUGAGCCUGAUUCCAAGAAGCAAAAGGUGUCUGGUAUCCUAACUGAGGAUUCUUUGUUUUGGGCACAUGUGGAGGAGGCCAUCUUGUCAUGCGAAUUGCUCAAGAGUGAAAACUGUACUCUUGAGCAGGGAAAAUCAUCAUGGGAUAAUCUGGUUAAGUUCGAGGAGUAUGUAAUGGAACAGAUUAACAACUAUGCAGCGUCCCCUGAGAUUUCUUGCGGGAAAGCAGCUUCAUGAAAUGGUGGGGACUGUAUGAGGGCUACAUAGAUACUUGCAGUAAUUCCCAUGGGUCGCCAUUGAUCAACUACAUGAAGAAACGUAGCUAUAUGAAGUAUGGUUAGAGGGGCAAUCCAGUUUGUGUGUUGUGUGUUGUGUUUGUUGUUUUGUGAGCGUUCAAUGAAUAAAACUAGAAAGAGUGUGACCUUUUUCCCUUUUUCUUGGUUGCUGCCCAUAUUCUCAGCACUAUUUUCUUCCUUCUUUUCCUCAGUUUUUUUUUUUUUUAAGAAAUGAAUAUUAUGAUGUUGCUGGGA